Molecule: messenger RNA, 190 nt
Organism: Racocetra persica
Lineage: Eukaryota; Fungi; Glomeromycota; Glomeromycetes; Diversisporales; Gigasporaceae
Source: the annotation of a GenBank genome assembly
UACACCACAUCAUCAAACCGAUCAAUUCCAACAAUCUUGUACUCUUACAUCACGAUUACAGUUUCUUAAAUUCUUAUUAGCAUUCUCGUUCACAUAUUUCAUAAACCGUACAUCUGCCCACGCGGUUUCCAAAUCACCACGUACUCAACGUUUGUUCACUAGACCUUCUUUUUUGUUACCAAAUUUUUAA